This is a messenger RNA of Erigeron canadensis, 891 nucleotides long. RefSeq lists its product as uncharacterized. Lineage: Eukaryota; Viridiplantae; Streptophyta; Magnoliopsida; Asterales; Asteraceae. The transcript has a single exon. The record is from RefSeq and is a predicted model, not a curated record. The coding region runs from base 1 to 891 and encodes 296 amino acids.
AUGGAAAUUAGGCCAUUGGUCCGAAAUCACUUCUAUUAUAAACUUGGAGAUGGCCAUUCAGCUUCUACAUGGUUUGAUUUGUGGGAUGAUUUUUGUCCAUUAAUUAAUGGAGUCACGCCAAGAAUGGUUACAAAUGCGGGCUUUAGUCUUACUUCUAAGGUGGCUGAUAUAUCCGAGAAUGGCAAUUGGAAAUGGCCUGCAACUUGGAAUUCCUUUUUCCCAAACUCUUUGGCUCCCAUUUUGGUGGAGUCCCAACAUGAUGUCCUACAAUGGAAGGAUCGACUUGGAAAACUAACAAACUUUUAUGUAGGUACAGCUUGGGAGGAUAUUCACCCAAGAGAUGGUAUUGUUGACUGGUACCAUUUGGUUUGGUUCAAUCAUUGCAUCCCAAAACAUUCGUUCCUCUUAUGGCUUGCAAUCAUGAAAAAGCUCAAGACCCAAGAUAAGAUACGACGUUGGGACCUGCAACAAACACUUUUGCUCUGCCCAUUAUGUGAGCUGCAAUCAGAUUCACAUUCUCAUCUUUUUUUCGAAUGCCCUUAUGCCAAGGAGGUAUGGUUCGAGGUGAAUAUGAAGGCUGAUCUUCAUCAACAAUCGACCGUGUGGGAAGACAUCAUUCAGGAUAUGAUUCCGUUUUCUAAGAAGACUUCUAUAUUUAGUGUGAUUUCUAAGUUAACUCUUGCUGCAUCGGUGUACUUCAUAUGGCAAGAAAGAAAUGCACUCUUAUUUAAAAAGAGGAAGCGAACGAAAGAAGAGUUGGUACAAGUGGUGAUCGAAACCAUCAGAUUUAAACUGAUGACUUUUAGAUUCAAGAAUAAUUCGAGGGUCGAGCGAGCUAUGGUAGUAUGGAGAUUACCCAAGACGCUACUUAGUACUAAUUCUUCUAGCUGA